AUAAAUAUAUGCACAGGUACAUAAUUGAAAUGCUGUCACUUUUACUGACUACAUAUUGAGGACCGGAAUACUUUUUUUUUUUUUUUUACCAACAGUUAGGACAUUUUCGGCAGGUGAGGACAUUUCGGAUGGUCCUCACUUUUUCAAAGGGCUGCCUAAGGGUUAAGAGUUCGUUUUAGGGUUACUUUAGACAUUUAGUUGUGAAAGUUAAGGUUUAUGCGUGUCCCCACAAAGACAGAAGUACGCGCGUGCGCGCGUGUUUGUGAGAGAGACGAAGGAAGGACGAACGAAACCGUGAAACUGCUGGCUUCAGAUUCAGAGCUCCCGUGUUAACGCUGCUGCUAGUGCAAUUAUGAGCAGAGAUGGAAAACAUGACGGGUGAUUUCUUUUCCUCGUUAUGCGGCCAGAUAUUCACCUCAUGUCCGCACGAGUACUUCGGAUUACUACAGUCAUCUCUAUCCAAAAAAGAAACACACACACAAAAUACACAGCGUGGGUAUGAAAGACGGAAGAAUGGAGCCGUUUUUCUGUGAGACAAUGGAGCAGAUCAACAGCCAGAAGCUUGAUAUAACAAUCAGCCCUUGAGCAAGGUUAUAAAAGGCUUUUAUCUCCAGACUGUUCUUUUUCCCCUGCCCCUCUACCUUACCUCCACCCUACAUUCUUCUCGGUCUCUUCUCUUCUGUAUAUCCUUGACUUUUUGUUUCUUAUUUAUCUUCUUUUCAUUGAGACUUUUUAUACUUUGCUACAUGCUGCUUUACUCUAUAUCGCUUUUUUUCUUCUUUCUCCAUACCUCACACAAACCUAUUUCAGUAUCUGGAUUUUCACCAUGAGGAAACCAACUCGUCGUGUCUUGCUGGCCUGCGUGGUCUUCAGCUCCAUCACAAUCUUUUAUCUCAGCCUUAGUGCCAUGGAAUGCCCACACUCCCAGUCUAGGCCCAGUGCUUGGGCUGUAUGGGCAGCUAACCAGCGUCUGGGCAAGAACCUCAGUUACUCGCUGCCUAUUCCUCUAGAAUAUAGUGAAGACACUCCUCUGAUUUUUGUUGGUGGUGUCCCUCGUAGUGGCACUACUCUAAUGCGAGCCAUGCUGGAUGCCCAUCCUGAGGUGCGCUGUGGAGAGGAGACACGCGUCAUCCCCCGCUUGUUAGCCAUGCAGGCUAGCUGGAGCCGCUCACCUCGUGAGAGGACUCGCUUAAUCGAGGCUGGCGUCACAGACGAGGUCCUGGACUCUGCUGUCCGUUCCUUCCUCCUAGAGAUCAUUGUGGGUCACGGUGAACCGGCCCCACGCCUCUGUAACAAGGACCCUUUUGCUCUGAAGUCUCUUGUGUACCUCUCCAAACUCUUUCCACGUGCCAAAUUUGUGCUGAUGCUGCGUGAUGGAAGGGCCACGGUUCAUUCCAUGAUAUCACGCAAGGUGACCAUCACAGGAUUUGACCUGACGAGUUACCGGGACUGUCUAGUGAAAUGGAACCGAGCAGUGGAGGUCAUGUAUGAACAAUGCCAGACUGCGGCCAAGGGGAGCUGUCUGCCUGUGUACUAUGAACAGCUGGUGUUAAAUCCAGAGGAAGUGAUGCAAAAGCUCCUUCAGUUCCUGGAGCUGCCCUGGGAUCAGGCUGUACUACACCAUGAGCAGCUGAUCGGGAAAGCUGGAGGAGUGUCACUUUCUAAAUUGGAACGGUCAACCGACCAAGUCUUCAACCCAGUGAACACACAAGCCCUGUCUAAGUGGGUGGGACACAUUCCUGAUGAUAUAGUGAAGGACAUGGCUAGCAUAGCUCCCAUGCUGAAACGCCUGGGUUACAACCCUCUGGCUAACCCUCCAGACUAUGGCAAGCUUGAGCUCUUAUCCCUGCACAACAUGCAUCAGCAUAAAGAAGCUAAAGAAAAGACAGAUAUUUAUCAUCCUAGUUAAUCUAUUAUGGAGGAUCUUGAUUCAUGUUUCACAUCCGGAUGAAUUCCACUUUCAAGGUUUAUAUGUUGGUGAAAUUUGCAGGAUGCUUGAACACAGCAUUAGACUGGACUUUUUUUGAUCGAUGCCUCAUAAUCACCAGCUCGCCAAUAUCCGAUAUGGAAGAUGUCUGGUGCAUCUAUGAAAAGUAUUACUAUUUGUUUAAGUGUCUGUUUAAAAAAAUAAAUAUUUAUUUUAAAAAUAA
Molecule: messenger RNA, 2150 nt
Organism: Neoarius graeffei (lesser salmon catfish)
Lineage: Eukaryota; Metazoa; Chordata; Actinopteri; Siluriformes; Ariidae
Gene: tpst1l
Product: tyrosylprotein sulfotransferase 1, like
Exons: 4
Coding region: 827-1909 (360 amino acids)
Biological process (GO): peptidyl-tyrosine sulfation
Cellular component (GO): Golgi apparatus
Molecular function (GO): protein-tyrosine sulfotransferase activity
Source: RefSeq, a predicted model, not a curated record